GCGACUCAUUCAUUGUCUGUUAUCAAAGAACAAUAAAACGCACGUCUCAACCGGACACGUUACACACGUUUAUGCUCUUGUAUUAACACUAGUCCUCGUACUCCUCAACCAGAGGCUGGGCUGAUCACCGCGGACCGGCGCACAUCUGCAUCACCGGCGGAUCCCGCGUUCAGUCGUUCCCCGUCAGUCCGCUUCAGGCCACCGGCGACAGCAUGAGCCAGAGGUUCACGGUGACUGCCGGUGACAUCCAAGGCGAGGUGAACCAGCUGUUCGAGGGCGAUGAGGAGACGCCGAGCGCCUCUGACGCCGCUGCAGCGGAGGCAUCCGAGAAAGGAGAUGGUAACCCCAAGGAAAGCAGUCCAUUCAUCAACAGCACCGACCCAGAGAAGAACCAGCAAUAUGACGGCAAGAACAUGGCUCUGUUUGAGGAGGAGAUGGACACAAUUCCCAUGGUAUCGUCUCUUCUCAGCAGUCUCGCCAACUACUCAAAUCUGCCCCAGGGCAGCAAAGAACACGAGGAGGCGGAAAACAACGAAGGCUCGCGCAAGAAACCUGUCCAGGCUCCGCGGAUGGGAACGCUGAUGGGUGUCUACCUGCCCUGCCUGCAGAACAUCCUGGGUGUGAUUCUGUUUCUCAGGAUGACCUGGAUGGUGGGCAUCGGCGGCGUCAUCGAGGCCUUCAUCAUCGUGCUCAUGUGCUGCUCCACGACGAUGCUCACUGCCAUCUCCAUGAGUGCCAUCGCCACAAACGGCGUCGUGCCAGCUGGAGGCUCCUAUUACAUGAUCUCUCGCUCUCUGGGCCCUGAGUUCGGUGGAGCUGUAGGCAUCUGCUUCUACUUGGGCACCACCUUCGCUGGAGCCAUGUACAUCCUGGGCUGCAUCGAGAUCCUGCUGGUGUACAUUGUACCUCAAGCAGCUAUUUUUAAGAUGGAGGGUCUGGAGGGAGCCGAGGCCGAAUCCGCCAUGCUGAACAACAUGCGUGUUUACGGCACGCUGGUGCUCAGCUUCAUGGCCAUUGUGGUGUUUGUAGGAGUGAAGUACGUGAACAAGCUGGCGCUUGUCUUCCUCGCCUGCGUCAUCUGUUCGAUCCUCGCCGUCUACGCCGGAGUGAUCAAAACCGCCUUCGAGCCUCCGGUCUUCCCAGUGUGUGUGCUGGGAAACCGGACUCUGGUUUGGAAAGGCUUCGAUGUGUGCGCGAAGGUCAUCGAGAGAGAAAACGCCACGGUCACCACCAAACUCUGGCGGCUCUUCUGCGACUCCGAGUUCCUGAACGCCACCUGUGACAACUAUUUCACCAACAACAACAUCACAGAAAUACAGGGAAUCCCCGGAGUAAUGAGUGGCAUUCUGCGCGAGAAUCUCUUUGGGAAUUAUAUGGAUAAGGGUUCUUUUAUUGAGAAAGUGGGAUUAUCCGCAGCAGUUGAACCCGAUUCCAUACCGACCAACACCAACCGCUACGUGCUUGCAGACAUCACCUCCUUCUUUACCAUGCUGGUGGGCAUCUACUUUCCCUCCGUGACAGGUAUCAUGGCUGGAUCAAACCGAUCUGGUGAUUUGCAGGAUGCCCAGAAGUCCAUUCCCAUCGGCACCAUCCUGGCCAUCACCACCACCUCCAUCAUCUACAUGUCCAGCGUGAUUCUGUUUGGCGCCUGCAUCGAGGGAACGGUGCUGAGGGAUAAGUUUGGUGAGGCGGUCAGGGGGAAUCUGGUGAUCGGGACACUGGCGUGGCCGUCGCCCUGGGUCAUCGUCUUCGGUUCCUUCUUCUCCACCUGUGGUGCAGGGCUUCAGAGCUUGACGGGCGCUCCGCGUCUCAUGCAGGCCAUCGCUCGAGAUGGCAUCGUGCCGUUCCUCAGGGUGUUUGGUCAUGGAAAAGCAAACGGGGAGCCCACCUGGGCGUUGCUCCUGACCGCGUGUAUCUGUGAGAUUGGAAUUCUCAUCGCUUCUCUGGAUAACGUCGCUCCGAUUCUCUCCAUGUUUUUCCUCAUGUGCUACAUGUUUGUGAAUCUGGCCUGUGCUGUUCAGACUCUGCUCAGAACUCCCAACUGGAGACCGCGAUUCAAGUUCUACCACUGGACUCUAUCCUUCCUUGGCAUGAGCCUUUGUCUCUCGCUCAUGUUCAUCUGUUCUUGGUACUACGCCAUCUUUGCCAUGGGAAUCGCCAGCUGUAUCUACAAGUAUAUCGAGUUCCGAGGGGCAGAAAAGGAAUGGGGUGAUGGAAUAAGAGGUCUGUCUCUCAGCGCGGCCCGCUUCGCCCUCAUGAGGUUGGAAGAGGGACCACCGCACACCAAGAACUGGAGACCCCAGAUAUUAGUCCUGGUUAACAUGGAUUCUGAGCUGAACGUGGAGCAGCCGCGUUUGCUGUCUCUGACCAGUCAGCUGAAGGCUGGGAAGGGUCUGACCAUCGUGGGCACAGCGCUGGAGGGAACCUACCUGGAAAACCAUCCUCAAGGACAGCAGGCCGAACAGUCUCUGAAGAAGCUCAUGGAGGCGGAGAAGGUGAAGGGUUUCUGUCAGGUGGUCAUUUCUUCUAACAUGAGGGACGCCACGUCACAUUUGGUCCAAGCCGGAGGGUUGGGAGGUCUUCAACACAACACUGUUCUGGCCUGCUGGCCGCGCAACUGGAAACAGGCCGAGGAUCAUCAGAGCUGGAGAAACUUCAUUGAGCUGGUAAGAGAAACCACCGCUGCCAGUAAAGCCCUGCUGGUGCCCAAGAACGUCUCGGCCUUCCCGUCAAACGGAGAGCGUUUCACGGUGGGUCACAUUGACGUGUGGUGGAUCGUUCAUGAUGGAGGCAUGCUGAUGCUGCUGCCCUUCCUCCUCCGCCAGCACAAGGUUUGGAGGAAGUGCAAGAUGCGCAUCUUCACUGUGGCCCAGAUGGACGAUAACAGCAUCCAGAUGAAGAAGGAUCUGACAACCUUUCUGUAUCACCUGCGCAUAGACGCCGCGGUGGAGGUGGUGGAGAUGCAUGACAGUGAUAUCUCAGCGUACACAUAUGAGAAGACCCUGGUGAUGGAGCAGAGAUCUCAGAUCCUGAAGCAGAUCAACCUCACCAAGACUGAGCGUGAACGUGAGAUCCAGAGCAUCACUGACAGCUCUCGCGGGUCGAUCCGCCGUAAGAACCCGGCCGCCGUCACGACCCAGCUGAGUGUGACAGAGGAACCGGCGGCCAGCAGCAAAGAGGAGAAACCAGAAGAGGAGUCUGUCCCUGUGUCCCCAUCCCAACAGGAACAGCUCAUUCAUGACAAGAGUACCAACCCACCGACCCCAGCCACACCGCAGUCCCCCAGCGCAGACGCCGAGACCCCCGGCACAGCUGUUCAGAUGACAUGGACCGAAGCGAAGUGUGAUGGAGAGCAGGCCAAACCUGUAGGAGCUACGACACCAGAGGCCAUCAAAGACCUCUUCAACAUGAAACCAGAGUGGGAAAAUCUAAACCAGUCCAACGUGAGGCGCAUGCACACUGCACUCAGACUCAACGAAGUCAUUGUUAAGAAAUCCCAGGAGGCCAAACUAGUCCUGCUCAACAUGCCCGGACCGCCCAAAAACAGGAGCGGCGACGAGAACUACAUGGAAUUCAUGGAGGUUUUAACCGAAGGUCUCAACCGGGUCCUCCUCGUGCGUGGUGGAGGUCGUGAGGUCAUCACCAUCUACUCUUAAGAAACUAGUCGACGUUAUCCCACCCCAUUUGCCCUCCUUCCCCAGUGUGGUCCAAGCAAUAUCCCAGAAUUCCCUUCAAUCAACCAGCUUCAUUCAUCCAGCAGAAAAUGCCGUUCUACUGGUUUGCCAAGCUCUCACUGGCCAAACAUCGCUCUUGGCGUUACUCUCGUUCAUGAUGGACGUGAUCCACACUUUAUUGUUCAAUGAAGUGCACUGUUGAUGUCAGUGGGUAUUUGUUCAAUGCCCCGUCUGCUGUAGCUUUCCUACAUCAUCUGUCAAUCACCGCUCUCAGCCAAUCAGGAGAAGCGGGUGGGUUGGGCUUGAUUUGUUUUUAUUUAUUUGUUUUGAGGAAGAGGAUCCAGAGAAGAAUGUGCAAAGUCAAGGAAUCUGAGUUCAAAACUGCACCAGAGAUGCUGUGAAAUACUUCUGCUCUGGUAAAGACUGACAACCUUGGGAAAAGAUUUUCAUGGUUUGAACUCUGUGGGUUUUGGUCUGCAGAUUGGUCAAAUGUGAAUUAAUAAUGAGUUAAUACUAUAAUGUGAACUGUCAAAUGUGAAGUUUAAAGUCAAUGUGAAAUGAAACUUAGACCUAUUUACUUUCUUUAACGAUGUUAUUCCGAAGAAAAAAGUUUGUUUUUAUAAUCAAAAUAUAAAAAUAGCUCCUGAAAACCUCAUUUUUCAACACCCAAUCAAAUCACGUGUGCAUUUUUUGCUUAUCUUCCUGAAUGCUUGCAUUACGGAAGCAAAAUUGUUUGCAAACAGCAUUUCACGUUGACUUUAAGCGGGUUCCUCUGCACAAAGAUCUGUUGUUGUGUGUUUGUUUUGUCUCAUCAACCUCCUCCAUGUUUUUAUUCGUUCCUAGCUAUCCCCCUGCCAAAUACAGUCACAAUAUGUGCCAAAAAACAAGGCUGGCAGGGUGUGCGACUUGCUGUUUGACAGCAAAGCAGCGAGUGAGAGUCUAUCGGUGCAACCGACACUGUAAUUAGCGAAAGAACAUGUUUGGAGAAAAAAGAAAAAAGAAAGUACUCAGCCACUCCGGAGUAGUGUAAAUAGUGUAUAAGGCAUUAUUAAAUAUCAGUGUUAGUAUUUUUAUUGUGAAAUAACCGAAGAUUCUGGUGAAGAAACGCUGUUGUCUUACAGGGUCAGGCUGUUUUGGGUGGCUACAGGCUUCACUAUGGCGGCUUGAAGUGUACUACGGUACCAAACCUCCCCUCCCCAACAAGCACUCAACCUGCACUGACAGCCACUGUGUAACAAAUGAUUUAAUGAGUCUGUGGAUUCAUUAAAUGAAUGUGUGUGUGUGUGUGUGUGUGUGUGUGUGUGUUUGCAUGAGUGAAUGAGCGAGUUGCAUCCUCGUGCAAAUGGAAGUUGCCCAUUUCUUUCUUUUUUCCCAUUUUGCUAUAAAGAAAACCUCUGUUUGUUGCAUUUACAGACAAAUCUGUAUGAAUUAGCUAUAUCAUAGACAAAAUCUAUAUUAUAUUACACCAGAAAUGUCACAGAGCUAUAUAUAGAGUAUUAUGGUAUCUGAUUGUAUUGCCAAACUUCGAUUUCACUCGUGCCAUGUGAAAGAAAAUGUGAAUUGUCAAUAGAAACUAAUAUUGAUAACAAUGUCACUUUAAACACAAAUGCUGCACUCACCUCAGAGUUUCUGACUUUGAAACUUGAUUUCUUUAACUUCAUAUCAAAGUUGGAAACUCUGAAUUAUUUAAUUGCUUGACUUUACAUAAAAGCAUCCGAAAUCGCAGCGGCUUCAGCAGUUUAAGCUACAGUUCAACUUGCACGCUUUCUUUGAGAUGUGAUUUUGUGUUACUGUGCUGUUGCAAGAAGUGAAUUUGUGUGAUUUAAAAAAAAAAAAAAAAAGUAGAUUGCUGUCAUUAUCAACAAAGUCGCAUAUGGAUCCAUUUUGGGCGUCACUAUAGUUACUAAUCAUUUCUGGGUCCAUAAACAGCUCAGAAUUGACUCGGGUUUGUAGUUUGGUAAUUACGGUAAUUCUGACGUGUCGUGAAUGCAGCAUUAGAUUGAGUUGUUAUAAAGAAUUAUGGAAAUCUGAACUCUAUGCAGCAAGACUGUAAUGCAUAAGCCAAAUCACAAAAUUAGAUUUCAGAUGCAAAAUUAACCCAAGAUUGUUUGCAAAAUUAUGUUUUGAUCAUAGAAAAGUAGAUCAGAAAGUGUAUUUUUGAGAGCAUAAUGAAGGCUAUGUGAAAUUGGAAAAUCAUAAAUUCAUUGCAUUAUUUAUUUUUCUAGAGAUAUAGGCUAUUUUAUACAGUCUUUAUUUUAGCAGAAAUACCAACAACUGCAUAUAUACAUACAUAUAUAUAUAUAUAUAUAUAUAAAUGCAAAUAUAUAGAUAAAUAUAUAUAACCUCAAUCUCACUGGUAAGAAAGUAUAUACAGUAGUUUAUGAAGAUAUUACAGAUUAUUUUAUGUUUAAACAUGGGAAAACCUCUCAUAAGAUGAAUGCUGCUGCUAGUGUAUGAAUAGAUAUGGAUUGUGCGUGUACAUAAAGCGAAAGAUUAAAUAUUUAAAGGUAUAUUUACGAGGGGAGGGGCUGACGCUAAGAUCGCAUAACAGUUCUGGUGUUUGCAUCGAAAACGACUUCAGCCUUAUGUAAUCAGCUUUAUCAUGUUUCAUUUAGUUUAUUUUCUGUUAAAAGUGAUAACUUAAAGUGAUGACAACGUUCACUGAAUCUGAACAAAACGCAAAACGUGCGUCGAAACGCGACGUAUUUUUUAACAUAAUACUGCCUGCGUAGACUGAGCCUCUGAUGACGUUUCGACAAUUUGUUCACUCAACGAUGUUUUUAACAAACCACUUACGAUACGCUUCGUUUGCAUGGUGUGUGUUGGAAAAAUUUGAUUUUCGUAAUGUGAAAAGAGCGGUUCCUGGAAAAAUGUCAAGGCAGCUUUUUCAGAUUGUUGUCGCGACUCAACGGCAAAAUGUUCUUACGUGUAAACUUAGAUUAGCGGGAUACUGUGUGUUGUUGUUUUGGGUUUUGUACAUAAUAUCGCUCUCGAGACACUGUAGCUACAGGGUCGUUGUUCCCUGAUGUGUUUGUUAGGAUGCUUUUAGUACACACUGAAAAAACUGAACUUUUUUGUUUUCAACGGUAACGUGCAAUAUUGAUUUCCACUGGAAACGGUACGUAUGGUGUAUUUUUUAGUUGCUAGUUCGCACACGAGUCUGCUUCUCGUAGAGUUCAUCGGCGCGCUUCGUAUGCUAGAGUGUGCGUCACAUCUGUUCUAUGGUGGCUGAGAUAGAAAUGCACUUUAUACGAGUUAACGUUAUUUACGUCCAUGGUGACAGUGACGAUUGAGUUGCCAGAAUCAUGAGCAUGCCAGAUCCAUUUCAGCGCUGAUGCCUCUAGCGGCGAGAGUGUGUACUGCAUCGGCCAAGUUAUUGUAGACCGGACAGAGUUUUGUUCGCUGCGGUAACAUAAUACCCGAAGAUUGAUUUUGUUAUGCUGUAAAACAAAACAAAAAAUGUGUGUUUGCUGUUUAUUUGGCAUGAAUUUCUAGCAUUUCUUGUAAUUAAUGACGAAAAGAGUAUACGUAGAUGUAAAAAAAGAAAAAGAAAAAGAAGAUAUAUUUCUAAUACGAAUCACUGAGUUGAUGUAGUAACAUCUCCAUUCCUCCCACUUUUCACUCCCUACAUCAUUCCGAACCUGCAAGCACUGUUUCGAUGUGAUCACCGUAUAAAAAGACUAUAAACAAGCGCUUCCACUGCUGGGCUUGGCUCUAUUCAAACUGACAGUGGACACAUUCACAAUCCUUUCCUUUCUUCAAUAUCUCACGAUGAAUACCUGGCUUGUGUGUAGCAAAAAAGAAAAUGUGUAUUCCUUCGCCAAGGAAUAUCGAGGCGUUCAACACAUCUCGGAAACAAAAAAGGGCUCUGAAUAACAGUCUGUACUUGGUUCUGACCCACGCCAUUGGAUGUUCUCCAAAAAAAAAAUAAAAAAUGUGAAUCUCACUUCAUUUUAUUAAUCCUACACUCUCAGAAAUCGAAGGUUGCUUGCUGCAUUUUAGGUUAUCGCUGUAUUAAAAAGUUCUUGAUGUUUUCUACAGGUUCUUCAGAUCAGAUCGGUUUUGGUUUCUAGGUUUUACUAAGCACCAGAAUAUAGCUUAAAAAGGGAUUAGACUGUCAAACCUUUAUUUUUGAGAGUUUACUCCCAUGACAUUUACCUCUGAGGUCACCUUUUCUUAACAUUCCAGUAUAACUUCGGAUAAAAAAAAAAAAACAGUACAGCUCUUCAUGCAUGUGAACAAUGAACAUGUGAAGCUCUGUCAAAGUCCAAAUGUUGAAAUCUGAAUCAAAUCCAUCUGAAGCAGUUGAAAUAGAGCCAGGACCUGGGUCCGUUGUCCUGUUCAACGCAUGCACAUUAUCCUGACCAAGCUGAUAUAUAAAUAUAUAUAAAUAUUUAAAUGUUUUGUGAUAUACAGUAUUACGUUCACGCCAGUUUAUUUCAGUUAUUUAAUUGUAAAUGUGUUAUUUUUACCAGAUGUUUGGUGUUCUUGUUGUGCACAACGGUUUCUUUGGAUCAACUAUCUUAGUGUGAAUGGAUAUUGAUUGGUUAAAGGGGUCUAUUUUUACUAUAGGUAGUUUAUAGCCAAGACGAAGACCAUUUUGAGUUAAUAUAUUUAAAGAACUGAUUACCAAAGUUAUUUAUGUUAACCUGGGUAUGUGUUUAGUCUAUUUCAAACUGUCAUUCUGAAUGAAUUAAAAAGAAACUUGAGGGUUUGUUUUGUUUAGCAGUAAAAUCAUUAUUUACACAUGCCUUAAAUACACAAAUUGGCAGCUAUAUGUUAACAAAAAAAAAGAAAAUGCAAAAAAAAAUUUAUUUUAUUUUGAUAUUUAAUCAAUAUUAUAUUUAAUAUAUAUAUUUAAAAACAAUCUAGUUUUUAAUUCUAGGGCCAAUUUCAAACACUCAAAUUAAGCUGAAAGGACUAAAGAUAUUAAAUAGAAUAUCUAUAAAAAACAUUGAGUUGUUCCCUACUAAUUUGAUUGGAAAAGCAGAUUGCAUGGCUUACUACUUUAUUACAGCACAACUGCGAGUUGGAUAUUGCUGAAGUAAACAAUCCGAGACGAUUAUAAGAAAAAUGUACAAACAAAAUCCCACUUUGUCUUGGCUUUGCUUCUCUGAAAGGCAAAAAAUGUGAUUUAUUGAAUAGCUCGCUUUAGGCAAUUCACUGAUUUCACGGUUUGCAAAUGAUAGUGCAGUUAAUUCUAGAUCAGAACAUUAGUUUUACAUGGAAAAUGACUGAAUCCCUCAGGCUUGUUUUUGAUUCAUUUGAAAUGAAAACAUUUUGUAUGAACAUUUGAAAGGGAAUGUAGUGGAGAAAAAGCGAUUUUACUUCUUUCUUUUUUUUUCUUUGUGCGUUUCAGGGUUUUAUGGUCAUAUUGCCAUGUAGUGUGUUCCUGUGUGUUUUUCAGUUGUGUGUGUGUGGAUGCGUGCGUGUGUGUGUGUGUGUGUGUGUGCAGUGACAUACACACAGCAGAUCUGGGACCACAGGCAAGGGUGGAGGUGGGUCCUGUAAAUAUAGCAGACCUAGUUAAUGUUGAGGUGUUUAUUUUUUGUGUCAGUGUAAGUUGAAUAUUUUAAAAAGAUAAAUAAUGAGUAUUAUCUAUUGUGUUUCAUGGUACAUAAAGAAAAUAAUGUAGUUUUAUCUUACAUUUCAAAUGCUUUAUCUCUAUGGCUUCUGCAAAACUCCCAUUCCAUUUUAUAGAUUUGUCAGCACAAAAUGCAAUAAACGAAUACCAUUUUAUUACG
Onychostoma macrolepis is the source of this 9418-nucleotide messenger RNA. It is a transcript of the gene slc12a5a, whose product is annotated as solute carrier family 12 member 5a. Lineage: Eukaryota; Metazoa; Chordata; Actinopteri; Cypriniformes; Cyprinidae. The record is from RefSeq and is a predicted model, not a curated record. Gene Ontology annotation, molecular function: potassium:chloride symporter activity. Bases 213 to 3656 code for a protein of 1147 amino acids. The transcript has 26 exons. Gene Ontology annotation, biological process: cell volume homeostasis; chemical synaptic transmission; chloride ion homeostasis. Gene Ontology annotation, cellular component: membrane.